Molecule: messenger RNA, 1536 nt
Organism: Otolemur garnettii (small-eared galago)
Lineage: Eukaryota; Metazoa; Chordata; Mammalia; Primates; Galagidae
Gene: SLC16A14
Product: solute carrier family 16 member 14
Exons: 4
Coding region: 1-1536 (511 amino acids)
Biological process (GO): monocarboxylic acid transport; transmembrane transport
Molecular function (GO): monocarboxylic acid transmembrane transporter activity
Source: RefSeq, a predicted model, not a curated record
AUGUAUACAAGUCAUGAAGAUAUCGGGUAUGAUUUUGAAGAUGACACUAAAGAGAAGAAGACGCUUAAGCCCCACCCCGACAUUGAUGGGGGCUGGGCCUGGAUGAUGGUCCUUUCGUCUUUCUUUGUGCACAUCCUCAUCAUGGGCUCCCAGAUGGCCCUGGGGGUCCUCAAUGUGGAGUGGCUGGAAGAAUUCCACCAGAGCCGCGGCCUGACCGCCUGGGUCAGCUCCCUCAGCAUGGGCAUCACCUUGAUCGUGGGACCUUUCAUCGGCCUGUUCAUCAACACCUGCGGCUGCCGCCGGACGGCCAUCGUGGGAGGGCUGGUCAACUCCCUGGGCUGGGUGCUGAGCGCCUACGCCGCCAACGUGCACUAUCUCUUCAUUACCUUCGGGGUGGCAGCCGGCCUGGGCAGCGGGAUGGCCUACCUGCCGGCCGUGGUCAUGGUGGGGAAGUAUUUCCAGAAGAGACGAGCCCUGGCCCAGGGCCUCAGCACCACGGGGACUGGAUUUGGCACGUUCCUAAUGACCGUGCUGCUGAAGUACCUGUGCGCGGAGUACGGAUGGCGGAACGCCAUGUUUAUCCAGGGUGCUGUCUCCUUAAACCUGUGUGUUUGCGGGGCGCUCAUGAGGCCCCUCUCCCUUCCGAAAGACAGAAACAACCCAGGGGGGAAAGAUCCGGGAGUCCUCCCCGCGGCGCUCUCCGUGGAAUCCGUGAAGUCAAACGGACAGCUGGGGGCAACAGAAGAGAAGGGUGGGGGGCUCGGGAACGAGGAGACCCUUUGUGACCUUCAAGCCCAGGAGUGCCCAGAUGAGGCCCGGCACAGGAAGAACAUGUGUGCCCUGCGGGUUCUGAAGGCCGCCAGCCAGCUGACCGUGAGGGUCAGGAGGGGCUUCUCCGACUGGUACUCCGGCUACUUUGGGACAGCCUCCCUCUUUACCAACCGGAUGUUCGUAGCCUUCAUUUUCUGGGCUUUGUUUGCGUACAGCAGCUUUGUCAUGCCCUUCAUUCACCUCCCUGAAAUAGUCAAUCUGUAUAAUUUAUCGGAGCAAAAUGACGUUUUCCCUCUGACUUCAAUUAUAGCAAUAGUUCACAUCUUUGGGAAGGUGAUCCUGGGCAUCGUGGCCGACUUACCCUGCAGCAGCGUCUGGAAUGUCUUCCUGAUGGCCAACUUCACCCUCGUCAUCAGUAUUUUUAUUCUGCCGUUGAUGCACACCUAUGCUGGCCUGGCGGUCAUCUGUGCACUAAUAGGCUUUUCCAGUGGUUAUUUCUCCCUAAUGCCUGUCGUGACUGAAGACCUGGUUGGCAUCGAACACCUGGCCAACGCCUACGGCAUCAUCAUCUGUGCUAACGGCAUCUCUGCAUUGCUGGGACCACCUUUUGCAGGGUGGAUCUACGACAUGACACAAAAAUAUGAUUUUUCCUUCUAUAUAUGUGGUUUGCUUUACAUGGUAGGAAUACUCUUUUUGCUCAUCCAACCAUGUAUUCGAAUUAUAGAACAAUACAGAAGAAAAUACAUGGAUGGUGCACGUGUUUAG